Molecule: messenger RNA, 1032 nt
Organism: Fonsecaea multimorphosa CBS 102226
Lineage: Eukaryota; Fungi; Ascomycota; Eurotiomycetes; Chaetothyriales; Herpotrichiellaceae
Exons: 1
Coding region: 1-1032 (343 amino acids)
Molecular function (GO): oxidoreductase activity
Source: RefSeq, a predicted model, not a curated record
AUGUCUACCAUUAAAUUACCCAGCACAAUGCGUGCCCUUUUGCACGACCAGAAAAAGCAGACUCUAAGCAUUGCCUCGACUCCUCUGCCGAGUCCAUCCUCGACCCAAUACCUCAUCAAACCACACGCCGUAGCCCUCACAACUGGCGAACUCCUCUGGCCUCGCCCGGGUAUCUCAACGCCCGGCGUAGAGUUCGUCGCUCAGGUUGUCGCAACUCCGUCCUCGAGCUCCAAGUUCAAGCCAGGAGACGCGGUCUACGGGCGGGUCACUUCCCCCCAGCCAGGAGCUGCAAGGGAAUACUCAGUCUCGGACGACAACGAACUUUCUCUUCGGCCAAAGAAUCUGUCCAUCAACGAGGCAGCCACCGUGCCAGUGAGCGCCUUGACUGCGUGGCAAGCAUUGUUUGAGCAAUUUAAACUCUGCCCUCCUCCAGCCCUCGACUCUGCUGCAAGGUCGCCCGCACCCACUCAACAGGCUCAGCAGCAGCGCAUCCUCAUCACCAACGCCUCCGGUGGCGUCGGAAUCUGGGCAGUCCAGCUCGCCAAACUCAUCGGCCUCUACGUGAUCGGCACCACGGGGCCUAACAACAUCGACUUCGUCCGCUCUCUGGGCGCCGACGAGGUCCUCGACUACCGCACCACGAACAUCCGCUCAUGGGUCGAGCAAGACCCGUCCGGCACGCGCAAGGUGGAUUUCGUCCUGGACUGCAUCGGCCAAUCCUCGCUCGAACAAGCAUGGCACGCGGUCAAGCCAGGUGGCCAGGUCCUGACCAUCGCGCCACCAGCGGACAUGCAGUGGAAGUUCACCCUGGAUCGUCCCGAAGGCGUUGACGAUAGCAUCACGGGCAAGUUCUUCAUCAUGCAUCCCGAUGGGGAGCAGCUGGGCAAGAUCACCGCGCUGGCGGAACGGGGCAAAGUCAGGGCCGUGGUGGAUAGCGUGUUCAAGCUGGACGAGUAUGAGAAGGCGUUUGAACGGUUGGCCAGUGGCAGGACCAGAGGAAAGGUCGUGUUGAGGAUCGAUGAUGAGGUGUAG